GCGCAAAUCGCUUUAAAUACUAGUUAAACGUGAUCCAUGUUUAGUUUUCUCUACGGUAGUCGGCAGAUUUCGCGUUUCUAUUAUUUCUGUUCUUCUGCGGCUUCCGUACUUCGCAACAUACUGAAAGCGCGUUGUGUACUACAUUUAGUGGUUAAAUAUCUCGUCGAAUUUAGCUUUAAAUCAUAUUUUGCUUAAAUAUACAUGUUGUGUGGUCGGAAUGGCUAAUGACAGGCUGAGAGCAUUAGAAGAUGUGGAGAAGGAGAUUGCUUUAGUGCUGCAGAGCGCAGGAACUAUCGUGCUGGAGCUUUCUAAAGAGAAGGCCAAUGCCAGUUUAUUAGACCGACAGUUGAAUCAGUUCCAGACCUCCAUCAACAGAGUUGAGAAUGAACUGAGUGCACAGAUCCGAUAUCUGACACAGGUGGCAACAGGUCAGCCUCAUGAGGGAUCGACAUACUCAGCCAGAAAGGACUGUCAGAUGGCCUUAAACCGUGCAGAAUAUGCCCGUGUCAAACUGGGAGAGUUGGGACGUACCUGUGAGAUGAUGCUUGAUCCACAGACGUAAAGACUUAUUAAAUGGACUGUUUCUUUGUAAUAUCUGCCAGCCGACUUCAUAAGUGUCUACAUGUUUCAAGACCUGUCUGAAUACCAUCCACAAACAACACUUUUUUAUUCUCCAUAGUCUAAGGAAAUCUUUUAUGACAAACCCAGUGAUUUGCUUUGAAUAUGUUCCCUGUCUUGUAAUGGCAUCAAAACUUUUGUCUUGUUAAGAAAUGUUACAUAUUUUUUGUUAUUGCUUUUAUUAAAUAGUUGUGACAAAAACAAAACAACAACAAUAAAAUAUUUUUUUUCACUAGUAA
This is a messenger RNA of Megalobrama amblycephala (Wuchang bream), 857 nucleotides long. RefSeq names its product mediator complex subunit 11 (gene med11). Lineage: Eukaryota; Metazoa; Chordata; Actinopteri; Cypriniformes; Xenocyprididae. Gene Ontology annotation, cellular component: mediator complex. The transcript is spliced from 4 exons. Gene Ontology annotation, molecular function: transcription coregulator activity. Bases 218 to 562 code for a protein of 114 amino acids. The record is from RefSeq and is a predicted model, not a curated record. Gene Ontology annotation, biological process: regulation of transcription by RNA polymerase II.